AUGAAGAAGCUACGUGGUUUCACUAUUUCCUUUUUGCUCCUGAAGUUUUCUCUCAUCUUGUGCUGUUUGACUGAACUCAGUUGCUUUUGGAGGAUAAAGAAUAUUGAGGAUAAUGAUGGGCAUUUGAGAAGUGACUGUGGUUUUUCGCUUAUGUUAUGGGAGGAAGCUAUUGAAGACGAUUUCUAUAAUCAACUUAUUCCUUUUAGAAUACAAAAAAGAAAAUCUGAGUUUCUUCUGGUAGUGAUUUUUGCUGCUGAAGAGAUCAACAAGAAUCCUUAUCUUUUACCCAAUAUGUCUUUGUAUUUCGACAUCAUUGUUGGCCUAUGUGGAGAUACAUUGGGACUUCUGGAUGAAGUAUAUUCACAACAAAACCGUAGUUUGGAGUUUAUUAAUUAUAUCUGUGGAUUAGAUCCAACAUGUGGUGCAGACAUUAUAGGACCAUCAUGGAAAUCAUCCUUAAGACUAGCACUUUAUUCUAGGACACCAACGGUUUUCUUUGGACCAUUUAAUCCUAACCUAAGUGACCAUGACCAGUUGCCCUUUGUCUAUCAGGUAGCCACGAAGGACACCCAUUUGUUCCAUGGCAUGGUUUCCUUAAUGGUUCAUUUUAGAUGGACUUGGAUUGGACUGGUCAUCUCAGAUGAUGACCAGGGUAUUCAGUUUCUCUCAGACAUGAGAGAAGAAAUGCAAAGGAAUGGGAUGUGUUUGGCUUUUGUGAAUGUGAUCCCAGAAAACAUGCACUUAUACAUGACAAGGGCUAAGGUAUAUGAUGAACAAAUUACAACAUCAACAGCAAGGGUUGUUAUCAUUUAUGGUGACAUGAACUCUACUGUAGAAAUCAGCUUUAGAAGAUGGGGAUAUUUAGGUGCUCACAGAAUCUGGAUCACAACCUCACAAUGGGAUGUUAUCACAAAUAAAAAAGAUUUCACCCUUGAUUUCUUCCAUGGGACUGUCACUUUUGCACACCACAAAGGUGAGACUGUUAAGCUUAGAGAUUUUAUGCAAACAAUAAACACUGACAAAUACCCAGUGAGCAUUUCUGACUCUGUCCUGGGGUGGAAUUAUUUUAACUGUUCAAUCUCUAAGAAAAGCAAUAAAAUGGAUCUGUUUACAUUCAUCAACACAUUGGAAUGGACAACACUGCACAAAUAUGACAUGGUCCCGAGUGAUGAAGGUUAUAAUUUGUACAACGCGAUUUAUGCUGUGGCCUACAUCUACCAUGAACUCAUUCUUCAACAAGUAGAGUCUCAGAAAAUGGUAAAACACAAGGGAUUAUUCACUGACUGUCUGCAGAUGGCUUCCUUGUUGAAAACCAGGGUAUUUACUAACCCUGUUGGAGAACUGGUGAACAUGAACCAUAGAGAAAAUCAGUGUGAAGAAUAUGACAUUUUCUUCACUUGGAAUUUUCCACAAGGCUUUGGAUUAAAAGUGAAAAUAGGAAGCUAUUCUCCUUGUUUCCCACAGAGUCAACAACUUCACAUAUCUGAAGACAUGGAGUGGGCCACAGGAGGAACAUCAGUGGGGUCUUGUCGAAUCCCCGAGGGACAGGGCAUCUUGGCGCCAGACGUGUGGCCCUUUGGGUUGUGGUCGAUUGAACGUUGCUUCUACAGGGACGUCCUGGAGUGCAAAGCCCCUAAGGCAGAUGGUACUCUCCCUGCCUCCUUGUGUCCCGUUCCCAUCGAGGUAGACAUUGGGCUUCAGAGAGCCACACCAAGGAGCAACUGCAAGCAGCGCAGGAUUGGACCUCUGUUCCUCAACCGAUACAAUAUUAACACCAGAGAUGGGGACACAAGUUCUACAUACUGA
This is a messenger RNA of Arvicanthis niloticus (Nile rat), 1806 nucleotides long. Lineage: Eukaryota; Metazoa; Chordata; Mammalia; Rodentia; Muridae. The record is from RefSeq and is a predicted model, not a curated record.